Phyllopteryx taeniolatus (common seadragon) is the source of this 1790-nucleotide messenger RNA. RefSeq names its product splicing factor 3a, subunit 3 (gene sf3a3). Lineage: Eukaryota; Metazoa; Chordata; Actinopteri; Syngnathiformes; Syngnathidae. The coding region runs from base 130 to 1635 and encodes 501 amino acids. The transcript has 17 exons. Gene Ontology annotation, molecular function: zinc ion binding; RNA binding. The record is from RefSeq and is a predicted model, not a curated record. Gene Ontology annotation, cellular component: nucleus; spliceosomal complex. Gene Ontology annotation, biological process: mRNA splicing, via spliceosome.
AAAAACAAGAACAAGAACGCGGGGUCCGGACGUCGUGUGGCUGAUGACCGCGUUUGUUGCCAAAACGUACCUAGUUUUGUGUGCCCUCUUGAACUUGUCUUGAGUGCGUUUUACGCGACUGUAUGAAACAUGGAGACUAUUUUGGAGCAGCAACGUCGCUAUCAUGAAGAAAAGGAGAGGCUAAUGGAUGCUAAAACUAAAGAAGUAUUACACAAGAAAUCGACGUUGCGGGAACAGAUCAAUUCUGAUCACAGGACAAGAUCUAUGUUGGAUAGAUAUAUGGAAGUGAGUGCCAAUCUCAGAGACUCCUAUGAAGACAAAGAUGGAAUGAGGAGGGAUGAGCUUGCUGCGAUCUCAGGGCCCAAUGAAUUUACAGAGUUCUACAACAGACUUAAACAGAUAAAGGAGUUUCACAGAAAGCACCCAAAUGAAAUUUCCAUUCCAAUGGCUUCCGAGUUUGAAGAGCUGAUGAAAGCCAGAGACAACCCUAGUGACGAAGCUCAGAAUCUCGUGGAAUUCACGGAUGAGGAAGGAUAUGGCCGCUACCUCGACCUCCAUGACUGCUACCUGAAGUACAUAAACCUGAAGGCAGCUGAGAAAACUGAGUACAUCACUUACCUGUCAUCAUUCGACCAGCUGUUUGACAUUCCCAAAGACAGAAAGAAUGCAGAAUACAAAAAGUAUUUGGAGAUGCUGCUCGAGUACCUGCAGAACUACACAGACCGGGUCAAACCUCUACUUGACCAGAAUGACCUCUAUGAUAAAGUACUGUCAGAUUUUGAGAAAAAGUGGGAAAGCGGCGCAUUUCCAGGCUGGCCUAAAGAGACAAGUAGUGCAUUAACACAUGCUGGAGCUCACCUGGACCUUUCAGCCUUUUCAUCUUGGGAGGAGUUGGCUUCCUUAGGUCUGGACAGAUUAAAGUCGGCUCUUCUGGCAUUGGGACUUAAAUGUGGAGGGACUCUUGAAGAGAGAGCUCAGAGACUCUUCAGCACCAAAGGCAAAUCUUUGGAAUUGCUGGAUCCUUCUCUGUUUGCCAAAAAUCCCAAAGCUAAAGGUCCUAAGAAAGACACAGAGCGAAACAAGGAAAUUGCCUUUCUGGAAGCUCAACUCUACGAGUAUGUUGAAAUCGUUGGUGAGCAGAGACAGCUUACGCAUGAGAAUGUGCAGCGAAAGCAAGCCAGAACUGGGGAGGAACGUGAGGAAGAGGAGGAGGAGCAGCUGAGUGAGAGUGAAAGCGAAGAUGAAGACAAUGAGAUAAUCUACAACCCUAAGAAUUUGCCGCUGGGCUGGGAUGGCAAGCCAAUUCCAUACUGGCUCUAUAAACUCCAUGGCCUGAAUAUCAACUACAACUGUGAAAUCUGUGGAAACUACACCUACCGAGGACCCAAAGCCUUUCAGCGACACUUUGCGGAAUGGAGGCAUGCCCAUGGUAUGCGCUGUCUUGGAAUCCCCAACACUGCCCACUUUGCCAAUGUGACACAGAUUGAGGAUGCUGUCUCUUUGUGGGCAAAACUGAAGUCCCAAAAGGCCUUAGAACGUUGGCAACCUGACACAGAGGAAGAGUAUGAGGACUCGAGUGGAAAUGUAGUCAAUAAAAAAACUUACGAGGAUCUCAAGAGACAAGGGUUACUGUAGGUAUCAAGGCUAUUUUACCAAGGUAUUAGUCAAUUGUUGUUGUUUUUUUUUGUAUCCUUUUGGAUAUGGACCCACUCUCCGUUCCCCAUCUUUAUUUUGUAAUUUAGUAAUUUUUGAUCCUCAAAAUAAAGAUCAUGUUUUGGCCACUCUAAAAA